This is a messenger RNA of Rosa chinensis, 552 nucleotides long. Its product is annotated as probable acyl-activating enzyme 18, peroxisomal. The record is from RefSeq and is a predicted model, not a curated record. The transcript is spliced from 4 exons. NCBI's taxonomy places the organism in Eukaryota, Viridiplantae, Streptophyta, Magnoliopsida, Rosales, Rosaceae. The coding region runs from base 214 to 552 and encodes 112 amino acids.
AUUCUAAAAGAGCUCUCAAUUUCAUUUCGAGAGGCCCCAAAGUGUAUUCUAGAUAGGACUGAAAAAUCGAAGCAUGGGGGAGUUUGGCUUCAAGAUUCAGUUCUGAAUAUAGCUGAAUGUUGUUUGCUACCCAUCAGACAACCAAGGAGAGAGGAUGACAGUGUGGCUGUUAUAUGGAGAGAUGAAGGCUGUGAUGAUUCUGCUGUAAAUUGUAUGACACUAAAAGAACUUCGGGAACAAGUAAUGUUGGUGGCUAAUGCACUAGACCAGGAUGCAACCUUUUCAAAGGGUGAUGCCAUCGCAAUUGACAUGCCAAUGACAGUCAGUGCAGUUGUCAUAUAUUUGGCAAUCAUACUAGCAGGAUAUGUAGUUGUAUCAAUAGCUGACAGUUUCGCUGUUAACGAAAUUGCAACUCGUGUGCGUGUGUCUAAAGCAAAGGGAAUCUUUACCCAGGAUUUCAUAAUACGAGGAGGUCGUAAAUUUCCUCUGUACAGUCGGGUUGUGGAUGCUGCUCCAUGUAAAACUAAGUUUUGUGUCAUUUUUAGUUGCUGA